AUGGCUUCAUCACUUCUCCAAAAUCUCCAUCUUCUGCUACUCAUCUUUCUAACAUUCAUCCCUCUCAGAUGCAUAGCAGAAGAAGAUCAUCGAGAGAUAUAUUUAGUCUUGACAGAAGGAGACCCCGUUGCAUUUCAUCAUGGCAACAACAUGAAACUUGAAAAAGGGAAGAAGCUUGAUCCUAGCUGUGAGAGUUUAAAGGCUUAUGCAAAAAAGUUGACAGAAUCCCAUGAUGAGUUGUUAGAGGUGAGUUUGGAUAGGGGAAGCUAUAACAAGGUUUACAGCUUCAAACACAUUGUAAAUGGCUUUGCAGUCCACACAACUCCUUCUCAGGUGGAGAAGGUGAAGAGAUUGCCAGGGGUGAGGUUAGUGGAAAAGGACAGAAGGGUUAAGCUCAUGACAACCUACACUCCACAGUUUCUAGACAUGGCAUCAGCAUGGAGCCAAGAAGGGGGAGACAGAAAUGCAGGUGAAGGUGUAGUUAUUGGAUUUGUGGAUUCUGGCAUCAAUCCAUUGCACCCCAGCUUUGGCUAUGAUCCUGCAAAUCCGUUUUCGUCGAAAGUAUCCCAUUUUUCUGGGGACUGUGAGGCAGGCCCUCUCUUUCCUAAGACUGCCUGCAAUGGGAAGAUUGUGUCUGCUAGGUUUUUCUCAGCUGGUGCACAGGCUGCUGCCACCCUUAAUGCCUCCAUUGAUAUUCUAUCUCCUUUUGAUGCUGAUGGCCAUGGAAGCCAUGUUGCUUCAACUGCUGCUGGGAAUUUUGGAGUUCCUGUUGUGGUGGAUGGCUUUUACUAUGGAACAGCGAGUGGAAUGGCGCCUCGAGCAAGGAUUGCUGUUUAUAAGGCUAUUUAUCCAACAGUGGGAGUUCUCUCAGAUGUCUUAGCAGCUAUUGAUCAAGCUGUGAUAGAUGGAGUGGAUAUCUUAUCACUCUCAGUAGGUCCAGAUGAGCCACCAGAAGAGGCUCUCACAUUCUUGGCACUGUUUGAGAUCUUCAUGUUGGCUGCACAUAGGGCUGGAGUUUUCGUCGUUCAAGCUGCUGGGAACCACGGGCCUGGUCCUUACAGCGUGAUCUCUUACAGCCCGUGGUCUGUGGGGGUUGCAGCCUGUGACACGGACAGAAGUUUCCCCGGGACUCUCAUUCUUGGCGACGGUCACAAGAUCAGUGGAAUAGGCUUGUCAGGCUCGACGUUGGGUAGUGGAGUUCUUCGACAUAAGCUCGUUCUUGCCAAGGAUGCAGUAAGGAUAAACGGGGCGUUUCCCAGAACUGCAGAGUACAUAGAGGAGUGUCAGUAUCCAGAGGCAUUAGACCCUUCUGUUCUGAUAGGAAGUUUGGUGAUCUGCAGCUUCUCAGCUGGUUUUUCCAAUGGAUCAUCAAGCCUAACAGCCAUCACAGAGACAGCAAAGGCUCUUGGAUUCGCGGGAUUUGUAUUUGUUGCGAAUCCAUCCUAUGGAGACUUCAUAGCUCAGCCUCUCCCCUUCCAAAUCCCCGGGAUUAUGAUCCCCAGAGCUGCUGAUGCACAGAUUAUACUGAGCUACUAUGAAAAGCAGACUGCCAGGGACAAGAGAGGCUAUGUAACAAGAUAUGGCGGGAGCGCAGCCAUAACCGAGGGAAGAAUUGCUUCUUACACAACCCGAGCUCCUGUUGUUAGCAGAUUUUCUUCCAGGGGUCCUGAUUUCAGUGAUCAAACCAGGAAUCCAACUGAUGUAUUGAAGCCCGAUUUAUUGGCUCCCGGGAACCAGAUUUGGGCAGCUUGGAGCCCCAUGAGUGUUGCAGAUCCCAUUCUAUCUGGACAAAACUUCGCUCUCAUCUCGGGGACAAGCAUGGCGACGCCACAUGUUGCUGGCGUGGCAGCGCUCAUCAGGCAGCAAAAUCCGUCGUGGACACCGUCCAUGAUAGCGUCGGCCUUGUCAACCACUGCCACCACUCAAGACAAUCUUGGAGAAACCAUGAUGGCUCAAGGAUCUGAGCUCUACAGCCUGCACACUUCUGCUCCCUUCGGUUUUGGCUCGGGCCUUGUCAAUCCCUCCCGGGCACUAGACCCGGGGCUGGUCUUCUCAGCCGGCUUCAAGGACUACAUUGGGUUCCUAUGCUCCCUCCCCAACAUUGAUCCUGAAGUGGUGAAAACCGCGACUGGGGGAAUCUGUGGUGGCAUUUUUUUCGAGCACCCUUCUGACCUGAACCUGCCUUCAGUGACUAUUUCAGCUCUAGCUGGAUCACGGCUGGUCCACCGGAGGGUCUUGAACGUUGCCAGCAAACCCGAGAGCUACCUGUGUGCCGUGCUGCCUCCAAAAGGAGUGGCGGUCGAUAUACAGCCAUCUUGGUUCAGAAUACCCCCACAAGGAACUCAAGAUCUGCAGAUAAGGUUUAAUGUGAGCCUGCCAAGUAAUGACUUCUGCUUUGGUGAAGUUACCUGCACUGGAAGCUUGAAUCAUAUCAUGAGGAUUCCCUUGUCAGUUUUGCCCAUCUCUGCAUCCCAAACCGAAUAA
Messenger RNA from Ipomoea triloba (trilobed morning glory), 2484 nucleotides. RefSeq names its product subtilisin-like protease SBT2.4. Bases 1 to 2484 code for a protein of 827 amino acids. Lineage: Eukaryota; Viridiplantae; Streptophyta; Magnoliopsida; Solanales; Convolvulaceae. The transcript has 9 exons. The record is from RefSeq and is a predicted model, not a curated record. Gene Ontology annotation, biological process: proteolysis. Gene Ontology annotation, molecular function: serine-type endopeptidase activity.